ACAUUUCGACUACAAGAAGACUAGUGCUAAUUUAGUACAGCGACUCUGGUGGCCUAACAUGCUAGACGAUGCAAAGGAGUAUGUACAUACCUCUCAGGUCUGUCAGCGGGACAAGCCGCGGACUCAAGCUCCGCUUGGGUUACUUGAACCUCUACCCAUUCCUGCUGGCCCAGGGCAGCACAUCUUCGUCAUAGUUGAUAGGUUCACUAAGUAUGCUAGACUGAUUGCCAUGCCGGAGACCGCCAGGACUGAACAUGUCAUCAAGUUAUUCAUGGAUAACUGGGUGCAUGACUUUGGAUUGCCAAAGACAAUCGUUAGUGAUAGAGAUGUGUGUUUCACAAGCGAGAUGUGGAAGAAGGCCGCUGAACAGAUGGGCAGCCAGCUUCAGAUGACUUCUGGGAAUCAUGCCGAAGGAAACGGGCAGGCUGAACAGAUGAGCCGUGUGGUGCAGCAUCUGCUGAGGCAUUACAUCAAGCCCAGCCAGGGUGACUGGGAUGAGAAAUUACCUCUCAUGGCCAACCUGUACAACAAUGCUGUACACAGCACCACCGACGUCAGUCCUAAUCAACUACAUCUGGGGUGGAAGCCUAGAUCUGCUCUAGACUUCCUCCUGCCUGAAAACCGAACUGCUGCAACUCCUGGAACCAUUGAAUUUGGUGUCCAGUAUGAGAAAUUGUUGCAGCAGACUGUCAAACACAUCAAGAAAUCUCAGGAAGCCAUGUCGCCGACAGUCAACAUUUCAGUGCCCUGCUUGAGAAGAGCUGUAUCAAUUGAGGAGGACUAUAUUUUGAGCGGCGGCGAGCUUCUCGUAGAUGAUGAUGUGGAAGGAGGUUGGCUUGCAACCCAUGGAGCACCUAAAGGGGCAGUGGUAUCCGAUGAUGAACAUAUACCAUCAAUGGAUGACGCGGAUGGAGAUUCAUCAUCUCUAAAAACAGGGGAGCGUGCCGGUGCUCAAGGGGAAGGAACUUCUCUGCGGAACUGCAUGGGGUUGGUCGAUAGGACCGGUGAGGACAGUGAUGAUGUCCCAGAUAUGGCAGACUAUGACGAAGAGGACAACUUGGUCGAAACCGACCCGGCCAUGCUGCAGUCUACCUAUCUGGUUGCAAAGGAGCCGGAGGAAGACAACAUUCUCAGAACCCGGACAUACGAUCUGAGUCUCACGUAUGACAAGUUCUAUCAGACGCCAAGGGUUUGGCUCUCUGGCUACGAUGAGAAUAGGCAGCCACUGCGACCAGAGAAGGCUCUGCAGGAUGUCAGUCAGGACCACGCCAAGAAGACGGUCACAGUUGAGGACCAUCCACAUUUGGCAAUGCAGCAGCUGUCAGUGCAUCCAUGCCGUCAUGGGGCAGUCAUGAAGAAGAUCAUUGAUGUGCUAUAUUCGCGUGGAAGCGAGCCACGUGUUGAUCAGUAUCUUUUCAUUUUCCUGAAGUUCAUCGCUUCAGUUAUCCCGACCAUGGAGUAUGACUAUACUGUGGAUUUUGACUUGGGUCCUUCAAGAGUGCCAUCCUGAUCGAAACGGUGCGGUGCGCGCUCAUUGGGUUACACGGGUGACCCAUAACAGGUCAGGAGGCAGGAGCGCUUUCCUACAAGCGAGGGGGUUUCUCGUAACAUUUGUCAAUUUGAAAGGAGCAAGUCGGUAUCCACAAAGCGUAUAAGGGGAAACCAGUGGCUUUGACAUUGGGCUUGGAAUGGAAUGAGCCUCUGGCCCGGUCCGCAGCACGGCCCGGCCCAGCCCUGCAUGGAGAGCAUCUGCAAACGCAGGAAAAGAACGAGUUGCAUCUUCUUAACUUUGUUAUCAAGUGAAGUUCAGUCCGGUCAGCAGCAGCAUGGUCAGGACUCAGGAGCGCGACACAACCAUGCAUAGAGAGCAUUGUCGAAAGGCGGAGAAGAGUGAGUUGUAUCGUUGUCUUACUACCUUGGAGAGUGCCUGGUAUGCCGUCUCUCUUUCCCAUGUAGUAGCAGUUGUACUGCAUUGCCUGUUGAGGGCUGGAGCCUUCUUCACAUUACCUAACUCAUCUCGGGGACUACGUGUGUUUGCCUUGUCGCCCAAAAGAGUUGCCGCGCUGGCGUGUAAAAUGUGUAAGUUCAGAUCAACUUGCUGGUGGUGUGGCUCUGUUGUGAAGCCUCGGGCACCGUGAGUGCAGCUAUGGUUAAAGCAAGGAUGGAGGGAGAUUGACCUCUGCCUGAUCUCCAGUGUCAUCUGGUCUGCUUGAGGACUCUCAUGGAAGAGAAUGUUGGACGUGGGACACCACCUGCAAGCUUCUGGGACUCGUGCUUGUGGACAAGGGUUCAAGUCUUCAUGGUAGCAUCAUCUUGCAUCCUUCAUACCACUGAAAUGUCGACGGAGAAAUAAAGGUUUUGGUGUCCG
Molecule: messenger RNA, 2368 nt
Organism: Chara braunii
Lineage: Eukaryota; Viridiplantae; Streptophyta; Charophyceae; Charales; Characeae
Source: the annotation of a GenBank genome assembly